CGGAGCUUCUCUUUACAAACAAGCAACAACUUCAGCCCUUCCUUCAACAUUGCAUUGACUGUGCACAUCAUAGCUUUUGGAUGUGAGCCUCGAUACCAGACAAUGCUCUAGCCUCAAGUUUGGGCCCAUCAUGUCCACCAUUCGCAGCGGCACCAAUGGUGCCAACGGCGUGUACGCGACACCUACGAGCAAGCGAUUUUCCGACAUUCCCUCCGCCAUCGAUGUCCCCGUCCACGGCGAAGCCGAAGAUGAGGCUGUCGAGAUUGACCUCGAGGCCCUCUUCGAUGACCCCACUGAAGUCUGCACCCUGCUGGAGAACGAGCGAGCAGCACGGACGUACUGGAUGACCGUGGCGCUCGCCUACGCCAAGCAGAAGAACGUCGACCACGCGAUAGAAAUGCUCGUCCGCGGCGGCAACUCCAUGCGUGACAACAACCCGCGCGAGAAGCUGAGCUUGGUGGGAUGCCUUUGCUGGAUGUAUCUCUGGAAGGCACGCGAGGCGCCGCGUCUGGCCCCCGAGGGCCAACUCCCCUCCCAGGCCAAGACGAAGGAGCACUAUCUCCAGCUGGCCACGUCGACCCUCAACGAGGCGUCGCGCAUCAACCCGGCCUUCCCGCCUCUGUUCCUGGCUCGCGGCGUGCUCCAGCUUCUCCGGGCCUCGCUACAGACGUCGCUGGGCAAGUUCGACAACGAGAGGACCAACCUCCUGCGCGCCGCCCUGAAGGCUUUUGAGGACGCCAUACGCGUGUCGAACGGAAAGAACAUGCUGGCCGUCAUGGGCAAGGCGAGGGCGUACUUCUCGCUCGGAAAAUACGCCGAAUCUCUCGCCGCGUACCAGGAAGUCCUCGGCAAAAUGCCCGACCUCGUUGAUCCGGACCCGAGAGUUGGAAUUGGAUGUUGCUUCUGGCAGCUUGGAUUCAAGGAGGACGCCAAGCUCGCGUGGGAACGGUCGCUUGAGAUCAACCCGGAGCACAAGGUCGGCAAUAUCCUCCUCGGCCUGUACUACCUCGACGCGAGCGGCCACCUCCCGACCGACAACCCCGAAUUCAUCCGUCUCUACAAGAAAGCCAUGACCGAAUACACCCAGAAGGCGUUCAAAUUAGACAAGAACAUGCCAUUGACGUGCGCCACCUUCGCCAACUACUUCCUUUCGCGGAGGCAGUUCGGCACGGUGGACUUGCUCGCCCACAAAGCCAUUCAAUACACCGACGUCAACGCCAUUGCCAGUGAUGGCUGGUACCUCUUGGCCCGCAAGGAACACCACGAAGGGAACGCCGACCGUGCCAGCGAUUACUACCGCCGCGCGGACGAUGCAAGGGGCGGCGCGGAUCAAGGAUACCUGCCGGCCAAGUUCGGCGCCGCACAGCUGUCCGUCAUGCGCGGCGAUCUGGGCGAAGCCAAGCUCACGCUGGAGAAGCUGGUUCAGCAAUCGAAGCACCACGAAUCCAUGGUUCUCCUCGGCACCCUCUACGCCGAGGAGGUGUUCGCCCACCAGGCAUCCGGCAGCAAAGACGACAAGUCGGCCGAGACGCAGAAGGCCAUUACUCUGCUCGAGGGCGUUCGCAAUUCGUGGAAGGAUCCCAAGAGGCAGUUGAAUGCCGACAGCGCCGUUCUGCUGAACCUCGCCCGGCUGUACGAAGCGCAGCACCCCGAGAAGGCGCUGCAGUGUCUCCUCCAGGUGGAACGGCUAGAGAUGGAUCAGGUCGACGAGGCGCAUCGUCCGCCGGAAGGAACCGACGAGGCCGACGCCAAGAAGGCCUUGCGCCGACACCUCCCUCCCCAGCUGCUCAGCAAUAUGGGCUGUUUUUACUCGCAAGCUGACAAGCACGAACUGGCGAGCGAAAUGUUCGAGGCCGCGUUGGAUGCCUGCAUGAGGCUUGGAGAGAGCGAGGAAGACGCCGACGUGGAUGCCCUCGUGACCACCAUCAGCUUCAACCUAGGGCGAAGCUAUGAGUCGAGGGGCCUCACCGACGAGGCCACGAACGUCUACGAGGGGCUUCUGAAGCGGCACGACGAUUACACGGACGCCCGCGUGCGGCUCGCAUACAUCAACCUCCGCAAGCACCCCCACAAGGAGGGUCCAGAAGCGGUCUCCAAGCUCUUCCGCGAGAACCCCAGGGAUCUGGAAGUCCGUGCCUUGUACGGAUGGUACCUGGGCAAAGUCACGUCUCGGAAAAAGUCGCAGAACAUCAACGAGGACGACGAGUUCCGGCACUACAAGCACACGCUGCGCGACCACGACAAACACGACCGGUACGCCCUGGUCGGGGCCGGCAACCUGCACCUCCUCACGGCGCGGGAGAUGCGGCGCGAGACGGAGAGGGACAAGGCGAAACGGAGCGCCAUGUACACCAAGGCGGUCGAGUUCUUCGACAAGGCGCUCUCGCUCGAUCCGCGGAACGCGUACGCGGCGCAGGGCAUCGCCAUCGCCCUGGUCGAGGACAGGAGGGACUACAAGACGGCGCUGAGCAUCUUUGUCAAGGUCCGCGAGACGGUCAGGGAGUCGCACGUCCACGUCAACCUCGGUCAUGUCUAUGCCGAGCUGAGGCAGUUCACGAAGGCGGUGGAGAACUACGAGGCUGCGCUGGCUAAGGAGGGCAAGGCGAAUGAUGCUCUGAUUCUCGCUUGUCUUGGCCGGACGUGGUUGAACAAGGGGCGGGCGGAGCGGAACCUGGACGCCUAUGUCGAGGCAUUGGCAUUUGCUAAGAGGGCACUCGAGGCCGCCCCGGACCAAGUACACUACAAGUUCAAUGUGGCGUUCGCUCAGAUCCAGCUCGCUUCGACCAUCUAUCAGAUGCCGGAGGCGAGUCGGACUCUGAAGCAAUUGCAGGACGCGGCCGAGGGCCUCGACGCGGCGAUCGUGGCGCUGGACGAGAUCGCGGCGCACCCCCAGACGCCGUACCCCAAGCACGACGUGGAGCAGCGGGCCAACAUGGCGCGCAACACGCAGAGGAGGCAGCUCGAGAGGGCGGUGGCGAGCCAGCGCGAGUACGAGGAGAAGAACAAGGAGAAGCUGCAGGCGGCGCUCGAGAAGCGGCAGGCGGAGCUCCGGCGGCGGGAGGAGGAGCGCGAGCGGGCGACGGCGCUGGAGCGCGAGAAGCAGGAGAAGAUCCGGAAGGAGCGGGAGGCGAUCGCGGUGCGGGACCGGGAGAUGGCGCGGCAGCGGGCGGAGGCGGAGCGGUCGCGCGCCGAGGCGGAGAUGACGACGGAUAGCGAGACGGGGGAGAAGAUGAAGCGGAAGCGCAAGGCCGCGGCGGCGGGGGGGUGGGGGGGGGGGGGGGGGGCGGGGGGGGGGGGGGGCGGGCCGAAGCGGGGAUCGCGGAAGAAGAAGAAGAAGACGACGGCUGCGACGGGCACGGGCACGGAGGGCGAGGAGUCGGAUGAGGAACGGCAGCCGUCGAAGAAGAAGAGGCGGCUGUCGCGGAAGGGCGUCGCGGAGAAGGCGGGCAAGUACAAGUCUGCUGAGAUUGUGGUUGAUAGCAGCGACGAGAGCGGGGGUGGCCGUGUGGGAGGGGAAGAGGAGGAGGAGGAGGAGGAAGGGGGGGAUGAGGAUGAUCCCCUUGAGCGGGCUGAGCGGGCGCUUGAGAGGAAGCAGAGGCGCGGUAGCAGCAGCGGCGGCGGCUUGCCUGACUCUGACGAUGAUGGUGGUGCUGGGCGGCGACGACGGGGCGGCGAUGAGGAUGAGGAGGAUGAGGACGAGGGCCGCGGGGACAAGAUGAAUGUGGAUGUCGACGGCGCGGAUCUGUUUGGGGACGAAGAUGAGGAUGAGGAUGCUGGGGUGUCGGCGCGGCAGCAGCAGAGUAAGCGGACACGGCGGGGCAGGGUGGUUGAGAGCGAUGAAGAGGAAGGGGGGGAAGAGGGAGAGGGAGACGAGGAGCCGGCUGCGGCGUCCAAGGCCGAUGUCAGUAUGGCUGAUGCGGACGACGAUGAGGAGUGAGGGGCUGGUGCGGGCCGACUCUUCUGGGAUCCUCUUCUUAAGAGCGUAAUGAUUUUUUUCGUCCGUAUCUGGGGGAUGUCCUCCCUUCUAGUCAGUUUGUAUGAAUAGUAUAAACAGGUAGAUUGGUAAAAGGUUGGGAUUUUGCGCAUAGAAGCGGUUGCUUUUGCUUUAGUUUGGGGGGGUUCUGGACUUUGACGUGUUGUGAUGCCAGUGCUCUGCUCGGUUCGGCGGGUGAACUGGUCUUCAAACUACCUUAGGAUACUGGGAUAGUGCAAUGCAAUGCGAGAUAUCCGUGGCGUCGUACGUUGCGUCUCGUUGGGUGUCUCUGUGAGGGUGGUACGCCGUGACGGACGUGGCUGGUUGGGGGUUAGGUUGGAUCUGUAGUCUUCAGGGGUUAACAGAUGCGUAAUGGUGAGUAGCCCCUGAUGAGCCUGGGGGGAUGUCUUUAGACGUG
Messenger RNA from Sodiomyces alkalinus F11, 4391 nucleotides. RefSeq names its product tetratricopeptide. NCBI's taxonomy places the organism in Eukaryota, Fungi, Ascomycota, Sordariomycetes, Glomerellales, Plectosphaerellaceae. Gene Ontology annotation, biological process: regulation of DNA-templated transcription. Gene Ontology annotation, molecular function: RNA polymerase II complex binding. The coding region runs from base 131 to 3937 and encodes 1268 amino acids. The transcript is spliced from 2 exons. Gene Ontology annotation, cellular component: Cdc73/Paf1 complex. The record is from RefSeq and is a predicted model, not a curated record.